AUGUCAGGCAAAAUUCGUCUGAAGGAAUAUCACAGUCGGAAUAAUAAUAUUGAUAACAAAGAAAAUAAUGAGGAGAGCUCAGAAUCAAAUGCAAACGAUGAAUCCGUGCUUGAGGGCAGGUUUAAGGCCACCAGAAUGUGGAAUGGUAUAUUGCGGCGAUUUCGUAAUGGAAUGCCAUUGAAACGACACCGUCGUCAGUUAAGGACGUACGAGGCUUGCUUUACGGGGCGAGAGGCAAUCGACUUUCUCAUGAAUGAAUUGCCAAAAUUCAUAUCUGAAGAUAAGGAAAUCACG
This is a messenger RNA of Anisakis simplex (herring worm), 294 nucleotides long. The record is from the annotation of a GenBank genome assembly. NCBI's taxonomy places the organism in Eukaryota, Metazoa, Nematoda, Chromadorea, Rhabditida, Anisakidae.